CAAUGUUUUAACUGCCUUAGCGCCUCAGGCAUUUAUAGUAAGCUGCGAGAUAGACUCAACCUAGCGGAUGCAAUAGCAUCGCAAUGCGUCAUUAGACACGAUCUUUAUGACUCUUGUAAUUUAAGGAUGGGCCAUGUGGUCGUGUCUCUCGCGAUUUGGCAUAGACCAAAUAAGGCUGGUGUUACAAAUCGAAAUUUGGAUAUCAUUGGUGGGAGUAAACAAAGGUCGAAGAUCUUUCGUUCGAAUAUAAGUCUUUGAGAAGCUAGACGUCCUCCAUGAUUAACGUUUCAGGAUAUUUACGUAUUCUCCUCUUUCUCAUGAAAUGUCUACUACCACAGUCACCUCUGCCUCCUCGAAGACUCCCCGUCAGCGCAUUCGGGAUCUCCUCCCCACUGUCUAUCUCGGUCGCUACAGCACUGGAUCGAAGAACAGCUUGACCGAUAUCCCUGGCGUACUAGUAUCCACUCAAUCGAUUCACGAUUCUCCAAAUUACCCCAAUGCGACCCCAGGGUCCAUUAACACUGGGCUCACCACCAUUCUCCCUCGAAAAGACUGGUUCUACAAGGCAUGUUUUGCGGGGAUCUUUCGAUUCAAUGGAUCUGGAGAGAUGACCGGGAGCCACUGGAUUGAGGAAACUGGCCUCCUUCAUUCUCCAAUUAUCAUUACAGGAAGCUUUGGCGUUGGCUCUGCUUACAAUGGGAUAUACGAAUACGGAAUCAGAGAACAUUCUGAUGAGAAGGGUAACGUGGAUUGGUUCCUCCUUCCUGUUGUUGCCGAGACCUUUGAUGGCUUUAUGCAUGAUGUCACAAAGUUCGCUGUCACACCUCAGCAUGUUGUCAAGGGAAUUGACGAGGCUAGUGGCGAGGCCGUGAAGGAAGGAAAUACAGGGGGUGGAACAGGCAUGUUAUGCCAUUGGUUCAAAGGGGGUACUGGGUCAAGUAGUCGUAUUAUUCCAGCUGAGGAUGGAAAGUCAUACACGGUAGCUGCUUUGGUUCAGGCAAACUAUGGGGCAAUGAGGGACUUCAAAAUUGCCGGAGCUCCAAUAGGUCGAUUGAUCUUUGAAGAUCAGGAACGCAGAGUGAAGGAGAAUCCGAACGAUCCCGAACUGCUGGCCCAGGCUUCUCUCCUCUUCAAAACCGCCCAAGCUAAGGAAAGAAAGGACGGGAGUAUCAUUAUCAUUCUCGGUACCGACGCUCCACUACAUCCCUCUCAGCUCCAACGUCUCGCGAAACGCGCAACCGUUGGUCUAUCAAGGGUUGGAGGUUGGGGUGCGAAUCAUUCCGGAGAUAUCUUCUUAGCCUUUUCUACUGCAAACGAGCAAGACGUUCAGACGGGAACCGCGGGCACUGCGGGCAAUCGGAAGGUGGAUCCGUGGAGGCCAAGGGAGGUUGGAGUGAACAUGAUUAACGACCAAACGAUCAAUGCAUUGUUCGAAGCCAGCGCGGAUGCCGUUGAGGAGUCGGUAUUGAAUGCUGUUUGUAUGGCGGACACGAUGAAGGGACACUGCGCGACAGUUGAUGCUUUGGACUUGGGGAAGGUGAAAGAGUUGAUGGCGAAGUACCUAUAAGCGAGCAAGGGUUAGCUGGAUUUCUCAGUCUCGACAUCGUAUAUCAACGCAUCUCGCAGACCUGUAUGAAUAAUAAUUCAAUUUCGCCGAAAUACGAGGAGAAUCUCAAAAAAGACGGUCCUC
Lindgomyces ingoldianus is the source of this 1690-nucleotide messenger RNA. Its product is annotated as peptidase family T4 protein. The record is from RefSeq and is a predicted model, not a curated record. Gene Ontology annotation, molecular function: aminopeptidase activity. The transcript has a single exon. Lineage: Eukaryota; Fungi; Ascomycota; Dothideomycetes; Pleosporales; Lindgomycetaceae. Bases 323 to 1567 code for a protein of 414 amino acids.